Molecule: messenger RNA, 930 nt
Organism: Penicillium robsamsonii
Lineage: Eukaryota; Fungi; Ascomycota; Eurotiomycetes; Eurotiales; Aspergillaceae
Exons: 5
Source: RefSeq, a predicted model, not a curated record
CCAGUCUAUGCUCUCAAAUACAUCCGUGUUCUCGAAGCUAUGGGAAAUGGGGGCAGCAAUGCCAUCAUUAUCACCACUGCAGUUUUCUUCGGGUUUUCGCUAGUCACUGUGUGUCUCCGCUGCUUUGUUCGAUUGAAAAUUGUGAAGUCUUUUGGGCCCGACGAUGUGUUGAUGGUAGCGGCAACAGUUUUCAAUAUGGCAUUCGCUAUAUGCGGCAUCGUGGGCGCCUUAUAUGGGAUGGGAAAGGCGCGAGAGUUUUUAAAUCAUAGACCAGACGACGUUCGCCGCGGCUUACUGUGUUGGUGGCUAGGACAGAUCUUUUACGUAUUUACUUGCAUCAUUGUAAGACUAUCUAUUGCCACCACCCUUCUUCGUCUUACGGUCGAGCGCAUUCAUUCGUGGAUUCUUUACGGUAUUAUGAUGACUUCGACGGUGGUAGGGACCGUUUUCCUUUUCUUCUCAAUCUUCCAAUGUUGGCCAGUCGCAUACUACUGGAAUCGAUCAUCAAUGCAAGGCCGAUGUCUUGAUAUAGACAGUCUUCUUGGUAUCGUCUAUAUGUAUAGUGGGGUGACGGCAGCAUGUGAUUUCACCCUUGGUUUCCUACCUGUUUUCAUGAUUUGGAGGCUUCAAAUGGAUCGUGGAACGAAAUUUGUUGUGUCGGCAAUUUUGGGCCUUGCUUGCAUAGCUAGCAUGGCUGUCAUAAUCCGCAUCCCAUUUCUGCACUAUGCAGGCAAACCAGACUUCCUUCAUGAAACAACACAGAUUUCAAUAUGGUCGAACGUAGAAGCCAGUCUAGGCAUAGCUGCCGGUAGCCUAAUGACGGUUCGACCGUUGUUUCGGGCUUUAAUUACUUCUUUUCCGACGCUGAACAGUUGGUCUGGUGGUGAAGAGCUUGAAUCGCGUUGGGAACGCCGACAUCCUUAUCAUUAA